Tachysurus vachellii is the source of this 3115-nucleotide messenger RNA. RefSeq names its product uveal autoantigen with coiled-coil domains and ankyrin repeats a (gene uacaa). NCBI's taxonomy places the organism in Eukaryota, Metazoa, Chordata, Actinopteri, Siluriformes, Bagridae. The record is from RefSeq and is a predicted model, not a curated record. The transcript has 18 exons. Bases 270 to 2810 code for a protein of 846 amino acids. Gene Ontology annotation, molecular function: actin binding.
CCAACUCGAGAUUUCCAUGCACAUGGUUUUGUGUAGUAGAUGUAAGAAUGGAGAUCAUGUGAAAUGUGUAUAGUCUGCGACCUUCGCACUGGGACUUUAACCUGCACGCUGGAUUGUAUUCCUCUGUUGGUGUGUGUUGGAAACACGCCAGUGUGAGCGGCGGAGUCUCAGUGACUACACAGGAAAAAGCGCUGAUCCUGUACAACUUCUGUACAACAAGUGUACUGACUCGGCUACGUGCUUCUGAUAGCUAGCACUGUUCUCCAGCCAUGAAAAGUCUGAAACAGAGACUGAAGAAAUACGAAGCGUCAAACAGCACGACAGACUGGAACAAGUAUGAUGAGCGUCUGUUGAAAGCAGUGGAGGAUGAUGAUGUGCAAAAAGUCACCAGCACACUCAGGAAAGGAGCAGUCGCCACUAAACUGGACGCCGAGGGCCGUUCUUCGCUUCACCUCGCAGCAAGCAAUGGCCUUAUAAAUAGCCUCAAUGUUUUCCUUGCCCACGGUGUCAACCUACGCACAGCAGAUGCUGCUGGUAAAACAGCAUUGCAUCUUUCUUCAAGAGGUGGGCAUUCUGCCUGCGUGCAGCGACUGGUGCAGUGUAAAAGUCCUGUAGACAGCACAGAUCUGCAUGGGAGGACAGCUUUACACGAAGCAGCUUUUGCAGGACACACUACAAUAAUCAAAAUGCUGUGUGGCAGCGGUGCAGCGGUCAAUUCUGUCGACAAGGAUGAUCGUACUCCUUUGAUAAUAGCAGCACAGAUGGGUCACAGCCGAGCUUGUCAACAACUUUUAAACUGUGGAGCUUCUGUCAAUCUGCGAGACAAGCAAAAUAAGACCGCCCUCAUCUUGGCCUGUGAGCAUGGUUAUCGUGAAGUAGUGGAGGUCUUGCUGAAGCAUAAGCCAGAUGUCACUGCUGUAGACCUGCAUGGCCAUGACUUAUGCCACUAUGCCCGGCUUAGUGGAGACCAAGCCUUGAUCGUGAUGAUCAAACAAGCGUGGGAUGCAGCCAGCAAAGAGGCUUCUAAGACCGGUCCAAAGUUACAGCAGCAGAGGUCAGUGAAUAAUGAAACUCAUGCACUUGUGAGGAAGAAGAGUGUGCAGGCUCCUGAUAAAGGCCAGUUUUCAGGUGUCAGCUUUCCUAACACGGUUUCACCACAGCAGCGUACAAACGAAUAUGGCAGCCACUCAGACAUUGGAAAAGAAAACCUGCAGAGUUAUCAUGUGGAUUAUGCACAAGUUCGACAUCAUGCCCCUCAUUCAGCAGCUCCUGUCUCAUUCAAAUCAAAGGAGGUGCUGGCUGGUGAAACUGAGCUCCUUAAGAGGGAGCUGUGGGAGAUGAGGAGGAGGCAUAAUGCUGUCCAGGACGAGCUGCUCAGGUUGGAUGCAGCUCUGGUCAUGCGCACUCAGGACUAUGAGGAACUGAGGAGGAGCAGUGAGCGAGCAUUACAGCAGGCUCAUAGUCGCGCUUGGGAGCUGGAGGAGGCGCUGGGGGAGGUGCAGCGUAGAAUGGCUGGGUCGGAGGCCAGGGUGAGGCAAAUGCAGGGACAUUUGGUAGCCAUGCGUGAGAACCUAGUGGAGGAGCUGAGAGUGCAACUGCUUGAGACCAGAGCAGAGCUACAUCAAGCACACGAGGAGCUUGGCCAAAGCAAGAAAGAAGCUGAGGAGCAAAAAGAGAGGAAUGACAAGCUCCUGCAGGAGGUACACAAACUCACUGAGGAGCUGCUGAAGAAAGAGGACACAAAUGCACUGCAGGCAAGGUUGGCAGGUCAGGAGGCUCAAAGAAAUGAAAUGGCUUGCAAGGAAACACAAACCCCUUCGGAAUGGAAGCCUUGUUCUCCAAAAACCACCAUGACAGAUCUUACGAUUGAGAUCCUUCAGCGAGAGAUGGAUAGGAAGAGCUACAUCAGCCUAGAAGAGCAUGAGUCUGUAAGAAGCUCACUCAGUAAUGCACUUCAACAGGCACAAAGCCAGGUUCAGGAAGCACUGCUGAGGCAGCAGAAAACCAAUGAGGAAAAUCAGAGUCUCAUUAGAGAACUACAUGAGCAGAAGACAGAGCUGGACACCUUGCAGGAGGCCCUUCAGGCCCGGUUUGUGCCAGUGGCAAUGCUGGAGAUGAAGGAGAAUGAAGUAGCUCAGCUUAGGCUGGCACUAACGGAGAUGGAGAAGAGCAAGGAGAGGGAGGAGGAAAGCAAGACGGCAAGUUGUGCUGAAUCACAAAAGCAGACUCAGGCUGAGCAAACAUCACAGAGCAAUAAAGACACACAGACUGAGGGAACUCUGGGGGAAAAUUCUACCACCACCUCUAUCAACUGUAAGGAGGAGAACAUGCUAUUAAAUGCUACUGAAGGAAAAAAUAAGGAUUCAGAUAUAAUAGUGGAGACUGAAGGCCAGAGGGCAGCUCAGAACAGCUCAUCAACUCCCAGCAGUGUCUGUAACCUUGUGCACUCAGACUGCACCAUCCUGCAGGCACAUAUUAACAGCCUACAGCAACAGCUAGAGGAGCCUAUCUCAGGCGUCAUUGGGCAGGAUACACCCUGGACGGAGUGCCAACCCAUCGCAGGGCACACACACUCUCUCAUUCACUCACGCGAUCACACACUACGGACAUUUUUCCAGAGAUGCCAAUCAACCUACCAUGCAUGUCUUUGGACCAGGGGAGGAAACCGGAGUACCCGGAGGAAACCCCCGAGACCUCCGAAAGACAUUACAGGCAGGUUCUUGGUAUCUAUCGUUCACGUCUUCUCAGUGCAGCACAGGGCUACAUGGAUGAAGAGGCCAGAUUGGCACUGCUUCAGAUUGCCCAAAUGAGACAAGAGUGUGUACAUUGAUCAUUGUCUGUUUCUGUUGGACUGUCUACAUUAUUCUCUCUCUUUCUGAGUGUGUGUGUGCAUGCAUGCAUGUGUGUGUGUGUGUGUGUGUGUGUGUGAGAGAGAGAGGUGUAAGUGUAUUUCUGAUGUAAUUAGGAUUGGAAGUAGAUUUGAAAUCUAUUUUAAGCUAUGUAUGUGCCUUUUAUAAAAUAUUAUUUAAAUAUAUAAAAUAACAAUUAUUUUAUAUAAUGUAUAAUAUGUACAGGUUGCUAACUGUUCUUUAAUAAACAGAAAUUGAUUGAUUUA